AUGCAUGUGACGGAGGCUCUCGAGGAAAGGCUUCACGGUUCAUGCCGAUGCCGCGUGCGGGACGUGGCUUGCACAUGUGGCUGCGUUGUCGGCUACCAUGUCAUAUUGCCAUGCCGGUCCAAGCCUCAGGGCACUGCAGUGCGCCGUGAGAAGGAAGCAUCUCUUGCCAUUUGCCGCUUCUGCUGCCCAGGAGUUGUGCAUCCGCCAGAUGCUUCCUCAGAGGUUCUGUCGCGCUUGGUGUCGUGUCGGCAGCACCUGCUGAUCGGAGCACGUUUGACAUCACGCAACCUGCAGUCGAACAGUUUGGCACAAGCGCUCUUCACCUCCUAUGCGCUGAACCUCCUUGGUGGAGCAGCUUGGACAGCCUCAGGCGUGUACGUUCAUCUCUUCGAGCCGCUGCCGCAGGAGCCCACGAUAGCCUGGCAGAUUUUUCUCAACAUGGGCGCCACCACUCCGUUUCUUUUCCCACUGGUGGUGCGGGAUGCUUUCUACAGAGACAGCAUGUCAUCCAGCGCCGCAAGACUGCAGGACGUGAGUGCCGCGAUUUGUGCUCUGCUAUACGCGCUACUCGUAUGGGGAAGCUUUGAUCUGGCGGCAGGAAGGAAGCUCCCACCAAUUGCUGUGUCGCCUUGGCACACGAUCGAUGGGCGCAGCUAUGCCGGAGCGGCUUUCGGCGUGAAAUUUGACCUCCUGUCCUCCAUGCCGUCCGCACGAUCGGACUCAGAAUUUGUCUUGAGUGGUCUAUUCAUGGCCUCGAAUGCUCUGAGUGCCAUGCUGUUGUUGAACGUCUGCUACAACCGUGUCAAGGCUCGAGUUUUGUAA
Molecule: messenger RNA, 822 nt
Organism: Symbiodinium natans
Lineage: Eukaryota; Dinophyceae; Suessiales; Symbiodiniaceae
Source: the annotation of a GenBank genome assembly